GCGCAGCUCUUGGUCUCUGCAGGCCCGCCUCCUGACAACAGCAAUUUCUUGAGCUCCCUACCUUCGCCUGUGUUGGGGCCCAGCUCAGCUUGAAGACCCUGUCGCAGGCUUGAGAGAUGAGUGACAUGAAAAAGGAACAGAAAACAGUCUUCAGUGUUGCUGAAAGGGAAAUUUUCUUUCCCAGUUGGUGGUUAUGAUUUGAAGAGAAGCACCUAGAGAUUGAAGAGCUUAGAUUCCUCUAGAGGUGCAGAUAAACUUGAUAAAAGGAAGAUUUGGAAAUACUUUAAAAAGAUGUUUGAAGUGAAGGCAGAAAUUUCGAUCAUGUUUAUCAACCAUGUAGGACUUUGAACACUUGUUCAGAAUUUUUCCUCCCUGAAAUGGAAGAAGAAACAAUUCACAAACCACAGUGCAUAAGACUCUGAGAGAAACAAUAAUGAAGUUUGGUCACUCUGAGAAUGACAGUACUUUAUCAUUUUCUUUUUGGGAACAAACAGAAACACCAUGAAUAUGUGGUGAGCUAAUCAUGAAGGAUGGUUUCUUGUGCUACAUUCUACAAAUGACUUUAUUUGAAUUUUGGGAUUUUUUUUCUCUCCUCUUCUCUGAUUUUAUAUGUUAAUUAGAUUUACAUAAAGGAAAUAAAUACUGGAUUCAUGGUAUUUUCUGACUACACUGCUGUUUUCUGUACAUUAUGGAGACAUUGGAGGCAUUCAUAUUUCUUGAAGUUUUAUUUUAUUGGAAGCCAAACUUUGCCGGGGACACAGAGAUGUGAUGUAAGUUUUCCUUUCAUAGCAACCUUCCUUGCUUUGGAUGAACUGAAUGUCAUCUGGAUUUCACAGCCUAUGAGGUAUAAGGUCUGAUUUAUCUAGGACUUUAAUAUAUGUUAUAAUAACAAGAUGAGAAACACAUUAAACACUGUUUAACAUGUAUGCCUAAGGAAAAGAUCUUCCUGAUGGAUCAUGGCGUUAAUGUUUACAGGACAUUUCCUAUUUUUAAUAUUGAUGGUGUUUAGUUUUUCUACUUGUGAAGAAUCUGUGAGCAAUUACUCUGGAUGGGCAGUUUUCACAGAUGAUAUACAACAAUUUAAGAAUCAUAAAGUACAAGAUUUCAAGCCCAACCAAAAACUUCAUCCAAAUUUGUAUUUUGAUUUUGGGGAUAUACAAACAAUGAGACAAAAAUCUCGUACAAGCCAUUUACAUCUUUUUAGGGCUAUCAAAAGUGCAGUGACAAUUAUGCUGUCUAAUCCAACAUACUACCUACCUCCACCCAAGCAUGCUGAUUUUGCAGCCAAGUGGAAUGAAAUAUAUGGUAAUAAUCUUCCUCCUUUAGCACUGUAUUGUUUAUUAUGUCCAGAAGACAAAGUUGCCUUUGAAUUUGUCUUGGAAUACAUGGACAGGAUGGUUAACUAUAAAGACUGGCUAGUUGAGAAUGCACCAGGGGAUGAAGUUCCAGUUGGUCAUUCUUUAACAGGCUUUGCCACUGCCUUUGACUUUUUGUAUAAUCUGUUAAGUAAUCAGCGAAAACAAAAAUACCUAGAAAAAAUACGGAUAGUUACUGAGGAAAUGUAUGAAUAUUCGAAGAUUCGAUCAUGGGGCAAACAACUUCUUCAUAACCACCAAGCUACAAAUAUGAUAGCAUUACUCAUAGGGGCCUUGGUUGCUGGAGUAGAUAAAGGAUCUAAGACAAACAUAUGGAAACAAGAUGUUGUUGAUGUUAUGGAAAAGACUAUGUUUCUCUUGAAUCAUAUUGUAGAUGGCUCUUUGGAUGAAGGUGUAGCCUAUGGAAGCUAUACCUCAAAAUCAGUUACACAGUAUGUUUUCUUGGCACAACGCCAUUUUAACAUCAACAACUUGAAUAAUAACUGGUUAAAAAUGCACUUUUGGUUUUAUUAUGCUACACUUUUGCCAGGCUAUCAAAGGACUGUAGGUGUAGCGGAUUCCAAUUAUAAUUGGUUUUAUGGUCCAGAGAGCCAGCUUGUUUUCUUGGAUAAGUUCAUUUUAAGAAAUGGAGCUGGAAAUUGGCUAGCUCAGCAAAUUAGAAAACAUCGACCUAAGGAUGGACCAAUGGUUCCUUCCACUUCCCAAAGGUGGAGUACUCUUCAUACUGAAUACAUCUGGUAUGAUCCAAAGCUCACCCCACAGCCUCCUGUUGACUUUGGCACAGCUAAAAUGCACACAUUUCCUAACUGGGGUGUUGUGACUUAUGGGGCUGGACUGCCAAAUACACAGACCAAUACCUUUGUGUCUUUUAAAUCUGGGAAACUGGGAGGACGAGCUGUGUAUGACAUAGUUCACUUUCAGCCUUAUUCCUGGAUUGAUGGAUGGAGAAGCUUUAACCCAGGUCAUGAACAUCCAGAUCAAAAUUCAUUUACUUUUGCUCCCAAUGGGCAAGUAUUUGUUUCUGAGGCUCUUUAUGGACCAAAGUUGAGCCACCUUAACAAUGUAUUGGUGUUUGCCCCAUCACCAUCAAGCCAGUGUAAUAAGCCCUGGGAAGGUCAACUGGGAGAAUGUGCACAGUGGCUCAAGUGGACUGGUGAAGAGGUUGGUGAUGCAGCUGGGGAAGUUAUUACUGCUUCACAACAUGGAGAAAUGAUGUUUGUGAGUGGGGAAGCAGUGUCUGCUUAUUCUUCAGCAAUGAGACUAAAAAGUGUCUAUCGUGCUUUACUUCUCUUAAAUUCUCAAACUCUACUUGUUGUUGACCACAUUGAAAGGCAGGAAACUUCCCCAAUAAAUUUGGUCAGUGCCUUCUUUCAUAAUUUGGAUAUUGAUUUUAAAUACAUCCCAUACAGGUUUAUGAAUAGGUAUAAUGGUGCCAUGAUGGAUGUGUGGGAUGCACACUAUAAAAUGUUUUGGUUUGACCAUCAUGGCAACACUCCUGUGGCUAAUAUACAGGAAGCAGAACAAGCUGCUGAAUUUAAGAAAAGGUGGACUCAGUUUGUUAAUGUUACAUUUCAUAUGGAAUCCAUAAUCACAAGAAUUGCUUAUGUAUUUUAUGGUCCAUAUAUCAAUGUUUCCAGCUGCAGAUUUAUUGACAGUUCCACUUCUGGACUUCAGAUUUCUCUAAAUGUCAAUAAUACUGAACAUAGUGUUUCUGUUGUAACUGACUAUCAAAACCUGAAGAGUAGAUUCGAUUACCUGGGAUUUGGUGGUUUUGCCAGUGUGGCUAAUCAAGGCCAAAUAACCCGAUUUGGUUUGGGGACUCAAGCAAUAGUAAACCCUGUAAGAUAUGAUAGUGUUAUUUUCCCUUUUGGGUUUAAAUUUAAUAUAGCAAUUGGAUUCAUUUUGUGUAUUAGUUUGAUUAUUUUAACUCUUCAGUGGUGGUUCUACCUUUCUUUUAGAAAGCUAAUGCGCUGUGUGUUAAUGCUUGUUAUUGCCUUGUGGUUUAUUGAGCUUCUGGAUGUGUGGAGCACUUGCACUCAGCCCAUUUGUGCAAAAUGGACAAGGACUGAAACCAAGGCAAAUGAGAAGACCAUAAUUUCUGAAGGGAAGCAUGUAGAUCUGCCUGAUGUUGUUAUUACCUCACUCCCUGGUUCAGGAGCUGAAAUUCUCAAACAGCUUUUUUUCAACAGUAGUGAUUUUCUCUACAUCAGAAUCCCUACAGCCUACAUUGAUAUUCCCGAAACUGAACUUGAAAUUGACUCAUUUGUAGAUGCUUGUGAAUGGAAAGUAUCAGAUAUCCAUACUGGACAUUUCCGUCUUCUUCGAGGGUGGCUGCUGUCUUUGGUCCACGACACAAAACUGCACUUGCAAAACAUUCAUCUACAUGAAACCAGUAGGAAUAAACUGGUCCAAUAUUUUGCAGCUAAUAAGGACAAAAAACGAAAAUUGAAAAGGAGAGAGUCUUUGCAAGAGCAAAGAAGUAGAAUGAAAGGAGCUUUUGAUAGAGAUGCUGAAUAUAUUAGGGCUUUGAGAAGACAUCUAGUUUAUUACCCAAGUGCUCGUCCUGUGCUUAGUUUAAGUAGUGGUAGCUGGACAUUGAAGCUUCAUUUUUUUCAGGAAGUUUUAGGAACUUCGAUGCGGGCAUUGUACAUAGUAAGAGACCCUCGAGCCUGGAUCUAUUCAAUGCUAUAUGGUAGUAAACCAAGUCUUUAUUCUUUGAAAAAUGUACCAGAGCAUUUAGCAAAAUUGUUUAAAAUGGAGGAAGGUAAAAGUAAAUGUAACUUAAAUUCAGGCUAUGCUUUUGAGUAUGAAUCACUGAAGAAAGAAUUAGAAACAUCCCAAUCAAAUACUGUCUCCUUACUAUCUCAUUUGUGGCUAGCCAACACUGCAGCUGCUUUGAGAAUAAAUACAGAUUUGCUGCCUACCAGCUACCAGCUGGUCAAGUUUGAAGAUAUUGUUCAUUUUCCUCAAAAGACUACUGAAAGUAUUUUUGCUUUCCUUGGAAUACCUUUGUCUCCUGCUAGUUUAAACCAAAUACUGUUUGCCACUUCCACGAACCUUUUUUAUCUUCCUUAUGAGGGGGAAAUAUCACCAUCUAAUACUAAUAUUUGGAAACAAAACUUGCCUAGAGAUGAAAUCAAACUAAUUGAAAAUAUCUGCUGGACACUGAUGGAUCGUCUAGGAUAUCCAAAGUUUAUGGACUAAAUGCUGCAGCAUCACAGGUUGCUUUGGGCAUGGAAUUUACAUUUAAAGAUCUUGUGCCAUAUAGAAAAAGAUUGGGAGGCAUAUAACAAGGUAUGUAUUAUAGCACCAUUUAGAUAUCAAAGCUUGUAAAAUGUCUAGGAUUAAAAAAAUUCAUAGGAUGCUGGGCGGCGGUGGCCCACACCUUUAAUCCCAGCACUUGGGAGGCAGAGACAGGAGGAUCUCUGUGAGUUCAGGGCCAGCCUGGUCUACAGAACGAGAUCCAGGAUAGGCACCAAAACUACACAGAGAAACCCUGUCUCGAAAAAAACAAAACCCCCAAAAAAUUCAUAGGACAAUUUUUAUUAAGUGAUUAUAAAAUAAUUUUAUUUUUAUUUAGAACAAAAUAGGAUUUGUUAUCCUGAACUAUAUUAAAUAGAUGUGAUUAUGUCAAUGUGAUUAAAUACUAGUAAUUUGAAGAUAGUCAAUCUAAUGUUCAUAUUUAUAUGUACAUGAAUUAUAUUUUCCUAAUGUUUUAUGCACAGGAAAAAACAUUCACACAUUCAUAUUUCUGAGAAACAAGUCAAAUAUCAACAACAAUGGUUUCUGAAAAUAGAAAAUUCACAUUAUUUUGCAGUUUCUUUCAUUAGAAUAAUUGUCUGUUGGUUUUAUGCAGUGCAAUGCUACUCAUUAAGUGGCGCUGUUUACCCAUUUGAGAAAAGCCAUGAGCUAUGAAAAACCCACUAUAAGAGUUUAUUAGAGGAAGGAGGCAGAAGAGAAUGUGCUUAGGCCAAUUUGGAAGACAUGUGCAGAAGGAGAAGAAGAAGAGGGGGGAGGAGUCUGUGACCUGCUUUUUAUGGAUUCCCCCGCACAUGCACACAUGGGUUUAUGUAGCUAUGCCACAUGUGUACAUAGAUUAUGUGAUCACGCUGUGUGCAAAUUACAUGGUCAGGAAAUACAUGGAUUACGUAGGACAUAAGGGAUGACUAAGCCUCUUGCUUGGCUACUGGACAGCGCAUCUGUGGUCAUGUAGCAACAGUCUCUAUAAGAGAUGUAGUAAAAGUUUGGAAUUCAAAGCCUAGCUGUGGUGCCUUCUGAGAAGAUUAAGUAUAAAAUUUAGAAAUAGAAUGACUACUAAGCAAAUAACCACUUAACCUAAAAACUUGAGAAGUCUUGAAAUGAGAUCAUAAACUAAAGUAGAAAAUUCUUAUUUAAAAAUAGUGGUUCUUUAAAAUACUUCUGAUGAGUGAGUAGUGAUUCAAUCGAUAUUAAAAGUUUCAAAAAAAAGUGGGAGUACCUUUUACACCUAGAAAUUGAGUUCCGAAUAAUCCAAGUACAUUUUCUUUGAUUUAAGAUAUAUGUCAGUUGUAAUGGAAUGGACCUUAAGUAGAGAUACGUUUAUAAAAUACUUCUAAAAAUUAUGGAAAUAUAGAAUUGUAAUUUUAUUUCAAUUACAGAAAUUAUUUUUAGCAAUUCUACUUAAUUCUAGAAUCAGGUAAAUUUUUUGCUCCUUUUUUGAGUUAGGAAAUGAAAAUUUUGAUUAAGUGAAAUACUAGUAGGCAUGGCCAAUGGAUAACACUCCACAGUCCUUUGUCAAACCAAAGGCUAAAACUAUGCAGUUAGCAGCAAAUGUUGAAGAAACACUGGCCUUUAAGGAUUGUAAAUGGAAAAUGGUAGUACAAGUAUGUAAUUGAACCUCUUGAUAUUUGCACUUAAUGCCCUUAUUAAUAUUCUGUUCUUACAACAGGGGAUGCUUGAAACACAAUCCUGUAGUCACUGGGUGUUGAUUCAUGAAUGGGGUAGCUUAGAUGAUGACUCUUUAGCUAGAGAAAUGCAUGGUAUCUGAUGUCAAUAUAUAGUUGUCUUCAGAUGACAUAUAUUUUCUAUAUUUUGAUAUAUAAGGUUUUCAUUAUUUUGAUUCAGUUAUUUUUAUUAUUUUGUACUCUAAAGUUACAAUGCUUAGUUUUCAAAUAUAGAAGCACUAGUUAUUAUUUUGAUAAGUUUAUAAUAAAAAUAAUUUCAGUACUUGGAGUGUUUUGGGAAUUCAACUUAAUGGUUCUGUGUAUAGUCAAUGGUUAGAAAGUGUCACUUAUUCAUGACAAAAUAUAUAAUGUGGGGGUAUACUGUGUUCUAUGUAUUAGUUAACAUAGGGUUCUUAUUGACCAGCUCACUUUAGCCUGACUGCUAAGACAAUUUUUAAAUUGUGUGUAUUAUUACAAACACAUAUAUGUCUGCGCACAUAUAUUUGUUCUCUAAUUAUAUUGUUAAAAAAUACUCUCCAAUGAUCUUUGCCUAAGUUUUGCUUCAUAUGUUUGUGUUUCUGUUAAUAAAUUUACUUUUAUUUUAUUUUCAGUCCCAUAGGUUAAAAACAGGGAAGAAAUGGCAGGGUUGAAUGUUUACAUAAGCAUUGUCCUUUUAACAUCCAGUUUAAUUAAUUUUGACCUCAGAGACAAUUCUUAUUAAACAGGUCACUGUAAAUAUGUGGCCACUCUUUUUUCUUUAGAUUUAGGACAAUGUGAUGAAAGCCAAUCUGUUUUCCUGUGGAAGAACCUGGACAGCUCAAAGGCAACAAAUAAAAUAUUUUUUCUCUGCUUCCAAAAAGGCAGGAGGCAGCUCCACCCAUCCCUCUUAUUCAGCUCCUUCAGCAUAUUAUAUAACACUGGAUUUCAGGGAAGUCAACAGAUUCAUAUCACUGCUCUUUGCACACAAAGGCUCCUUUUCUCUCUACUUUGAAUAUGUUUCUUUUAAGUUUGAUAGGUCAACAACUAUUUGAUUAUAAUAUUGCUAGGUAUAGUUUUUCAUACUGUCUUAAUAUUUUGCCUCAGGGAAACUAAGUAACAGUCCCUCCCAUAUCCUAUGGUUUCAAUGAUAGACUAAAGUUCCAUCACAGCACUUUCCCGCUGGAGGCUUAUGAACCAUAAAUGAGACAUUAUAAGCUAGAGUGUGAGUAACCACAAAGCAAUUGUCUGGAAAUUCUAAACUCACCGUGGGUGAUGGUGCUACCAUGGUUGUGUAGAUAGAGCCCCAUUUCCUAGUCCUCCCCAGUCUACAUGCUCUAGACUUUUCCUGAGAUUCUCAGGUCAUAGGUAACAAGGGCAGAAUUGCAUACAACUGGUUCUAUGUGGUGUCUGGAUUCCCAGGUCACAUUCCCUUAACUCUCCUUAUUCCUUCCUAUCAAUAUCAACAAUCAACAAGCCUAGUUGUGAUGGUCUUUGGAAAGGAAAUUCAGCUGGUCUUAUGAAAAUGGAGGUUAUUCUGCUCAGAGGAUGGUUUUGUUCAAGACACAUAACACGUUUUCAUAAACACACAUGUGUAAAUAUGUCUGUGCACGUGCACAUAUGUAAGCAUACACAUGGAGACAAGAGCUCCGUCUUAGGUGUCAUUACUAUUAAGGAUCCACAUUCCCCAUUUUUGGAAACCCACUCUCUCACUUAACACCUGAAACUAGCUGUUUGGCCAAAUUGGUUGGCCAGUGUGUCUAGGUGAUUCUCAUGACUCCACUCCCACCCAAUCCUGGCUAGGAUUACAGGUGCAUACUUGGUUUUACACAUGGGUGCUGGGGAUUGAAGUCAUAUCCUCAUGCUUGUGGCAUAAACACAUUAUCUACAGAGUUAAUUCCCCCAGAGAAUUUAAAUUUCUUCUACUUCAUUUAUCUUCAUUUAUUGGUACGUUCUUAAAUCUGUUGAAUUUAUGCUUUUAAUAUAAUUGGGGACAUUUUUGUCCAUAAAAAUUUCUCUGUAUAUUUUCUCCUAUUUUUUUUUUUGUGACAGGGUUUCUCUGUGUAGUUUUGGUGCUUGUCCUGGAUCUCGCUCUGUAGACCAGGCUGGCCUCGAACUCAGAGAUCUGCCUGACUCUGCCUCCCAGUUCUGGGAUUAAAGGCGUGCGCCACACCGCCCAGCUUUCCUAUUCUUUUAGAAUUAAAUUUACAUGAUGUUAGCCUUUUUGGAAGGUUAAUUUUGCCAAACUGAAGCUUCAAAUUCUACAUAAGCUGUUGCUUACAUUAACAGAAAAUUAUUCCAGUCUAGUCCUGUCUAGUGUUUAGGAUCCCUUUUGUGGGUUCAGAAUAUAGCAGAGAUCUGACCAAACUUUAUGUAAAGAAUUGUUUACUGCCAUUCUGGCUGAUUCUUUCUUUCUGUCUCUGUCUCUGUCUCUGUCUCUCUCUCUCUCUCUCUCAAUAUUUGCCUCCAUUUCUAGUUUUCUCACUUCAGGGGAAAGCAUGAUUUAUGCCUUUAGAUUUCCCUAAAGAGUUGCUGGCCAAGUUUUAGUGGCUAUAUGUAACAAAUUUGCUGGCUGACAGCUUUCCAGAUAAAAGGUAUUUAUUUAUUUAGAAAAGUAAGCUCAUUUGUCUUAACUUUUCCAUUUAUAUUUUUUAGAGUAUUUAUUAAUUUGUAUACUAUACCAUCUAAUCAGGAGUUUUCCGUUUACUAAAUAAUAAGUACAAUAAUUCAAUGGAAUCUUCUGAUCUUGUCUAACUAGGUAAAAAUUCUACAGGGAUAGCCAAGUGGUUUUUCUUAUUGACAUAUGCUUAAAGACAUGAUAGAUACAAAAAGUUCUGAAAUUGCUGCAAUGUUUACUAUUAAAGACACAUAAUAGUGAAGUGGUCUUACAUGUAUUUUAUUUUACAUUAUCUUACAUUACAAAUUUUUAUUUUAAAAUCUAAAUGUUUCAUGAACAUCAGAGUUUCUGUAAAAUGAUAGGCAUGCAUUAUGAAUUGUAAGGCUGGAAAUCUACCAUCCAUAGUUUUAAACUUGGACAUUUCUGUCAGAAUUUGUUUAUAGUAGCCACAAAAUAGAUUAAAAAUAUUUCUUUCCCAUUGUUUCUCAAGUUUCUUGAAAUGUCAGGGUUAUCUUGCUAACAGCACCCUUUGGGUAAUAUUCAUCAGCUCUCCUUUUGACUGUACUGCUACGAUCCCAGGAUACAGCUCCUAACAGUCUUUUCCAAAACAGAGAAAACCUGCAGAUAAAAGAUGAGUCAAAGUCUUUCAGACACUUUGGGAGAUGUAUGAUAUGCUAAUGAACUCUUCAUCCCAUUUAUAGAUCAUUAGGCAUUGAGAUUCAUACACCUUCAAACAGACUCCAGUUAAACAAGUAUUCUUAAAAUAUGCACACUUUCAGUAAAAACUGGUUAAAUACUAAAGAAACAGAAACAAUGCCAGGUCUCUUAACUAUAUGACUUAUGUUUCAUGGGUUUUUUUUUUUUUGGUCAUUAAUAGAAAUAAAAAUAACACCCUACAAAUUAAAUAAUUGACCUACAUAGAGAUGUAUGUAUCUCUUCCCUAACAUAAAUUAUUAUUGAAUAAUUAAUAUUAUUCCUGAAUUUUCAAUAAAGAUAAAUAUUUGUUAGUAUUGCUUAUUAUAAUUAUUGCUUAUAGUCACUGCAACACUGGUUAUAAGACUUGUGAUUCUACAGUAUACUUUGGAAAUAAUUAUAUAAGAGAUUGUUAAAAACCAAAGUAAUAAUUUUCAGCCAAUGACAAAAACAUUAAUAUUAUUCUUUUUUAAGAUAAAGAAAAAAUUGUAUGUAUGUCUCUCUGUGUAGGUAUGGGCAUGUGAGUUCAGGUAUCUGUGGGAGAAGACAGAUACAUCAGACAUACACUUGGAACUGAAGUUGCAGAUGGUUGUGAGCUGCCAUGUGGAUGUUGAGAACUUACUCCAUGUGGUGUAGAGAAUUUACUCUACAAGAGCAGUUCAAGCUAUUAACUGCCAAGCCUUAUCUUCUGCCCAGCUAUUAUCCUUAGUGGGAUAAAAUUGUUGGAGGGGGAGUUAAAGGUUAGUCAAAAUUAUUUUUGAAAAUCUGAGAAAAGAUGAAACCUCUUUUGGUUAGAAUUAUCUGAUUAUUUUUGGAAACCUAUUUAAACAUAGACAUGGUGAACUCUUUCUAAUUAUGACGCAAAGUUUACAGACUUGAGUUUCACUUCUGAUGUGGGACAACUAAGUACAGAAUAAAUAAACUUCUUACAGAUAACAGCUAGUUUAAACUCUAAAAUAUUAAUUAUAAUAUCAAAUAAAUACUUGAAGAUGCUGGAAAGUAAUCAAAAGUUAGUAGAAACUGGAUUUUCAAUCUGGUGAAGCAAGAACACAGCUGACCUCCUGGUUGUCUCACUUUUGAAGGAAUGGAAGGCAUAGCUGACUUUUUCUGUCUAUCACUCGGGAAGGCAGGGUACAGCUGACUUCUGGGUUAGUGGUCAAGCAGUUUGAAGCCAGUCUUGCACCACAUCUGGCCACUAUCAUGCCCACCAGAAAGCUUGUUGGAUAAUGACAAGGAUAGGGACAGGGAAGUGCCAGAGCCUGGGUUACACAUGGUAUUCAUAUGAGUUCAGCUAUCUAGAUAUCCUUAAUUCAAAAAUUCUACAAGGUGACUUUUAGGUGUCUAUCUAAAGAAAAAUAACAAAACUGAGUUUUGAACUGCUAUGGAAAAGACUUUGCAAUCUGUGAACAGUUAUUUUAAAGAAAAACUUGAUUAUAUAAAACGAAGUCCUAAUAAUUUUCACUGCAUAGCAAAAUUUGCCAAUAUAAAGGAAAAGAGAAGUGGAAGAAUAUAUACUAAUAUGUCCUGAUAGCAUGAAUUCAUGAAGAGAAAAAAAAUCACAAGGAGCACAAACACUAAAAACAAUUGUAAAGUACAAGUCUGUAAUGUAUAGUUAAUUUGAACAUAAGGUAGGUAAUAUUUGAUCUCCCUCACAAUAAAGAUUGACAUAAAAAGCACCAUAGUGAAGGAUUAAAAUUAUAAUUAAAUUAUUUUUAAAUUAAAAAGCAUAAUAAAAUGUUAUUUCAACAAGAGUAUAUAUAGACAUGAGUUUUAUAGUGAAGUUGCAUACUUAUUUAGUAGUGAUGCAAAUCAGUACUUAGUAUGAAGAACCAGCCUGCCUCCAUCUUAUACUUAAAAGCCAUCUUACAGUAAAGACAAAUUAGGUUCAUUCCUGUUUACAAGUAAACCUCUGUUUCUCUAGGAUUAGGGUAUGCCCCAUCUAUAACCUUAAUUAUAAAUGGUUCUCACUUUGGUUAUUUGGAAACAGCAAUCAUGUCUUUGUUUCAAAAAGUCAUCUAUAAUCAUCUUGCAAACCCUACCAUUGUUUCAAAAGGUUAUAUGACCACCUUGUUUUACCCACCUUGCAACCAUGUCUUUGUUUCAGGAGGGACUAAUUUGUUAUGCUGACAUUCUACUCCUAUAAUACCUCCUAUUUUGCCAGCCAAACCUCCGAGUUGAAAACCCCUUAACCCUGAGCUAUAAAAGCCUUGUCUUCCUCACAUCCAGUGCUGACCUCUUGAACCCCACCUUAUGGACUGGGGAGUAGGGGCAUGCCUAUGCAUGUGAAUAAAAAAGCUUACUUUAAUUAAUUGCUUUCUUUGAUUAAUUUGGCCAUGAUGAUUUAGGUUGGUGGUCUUUUUCCUCCCCUCAUUGGGAUUAAUAAGUGGAGUGUAGAAAAAUCAAAUAAAUCAUAGAUACGUGUUAACUUUUAAUCAUGGUCAAAAUUUAAAGCAUUUAUUUGGAACAAAUAUCUUUUUUAGUUGAAAUGUAUAUAUGUGUUACUUAAAAAAUAAAUAUAUUUAUAUUUUAUCAGAUACUUAGUAGAUACUCUAGAGAUUUUGUUGUUUUUAGAGUACAGGGCAUUUAACAUGAGGUCUUGUUCAUGAUAGGCAAAUACUCUGUCACUGAACUAUGUCACCAGCCCUAAAUUAUUUUAUUUAGAUAUAAAAGCAAGCAAGCAAAGCCCUAUCCAGGAAUUUAAGUAUAGACUUAAAUGGGAAAAAUAAUAGCUUAGUUUUACUUGUUUACUUAUUGAAGAGAUACUGAGGAAUAAAUAUAAGGCUUUUCAGGCAAGUACUUUACUACUAAGCUACAAUUCCAGCCCAAGAAAAUACUUCUAAAAAGAAACUUACAUAUGUGAUACUAUGUUUUUCUGAUAAGAUGAGGGGUUCUUAUUUUUUUUAAUCAUAGGAUAGUCUAGUAAUAAUUAAGACUUUUUUUUAUAAAACCUCUUUUACAUAUUUCUCCUGGUUUUCAUACAGCUGUUCUCAACACUUCAUGUGAAUUUUGGUCUGUGGACAGCAGCAUGCUUCUGUAUGUUAGUGGCUUUCUUUAUAUUUAUGUCUGUGUAUGUGUGUUUUUUGUCAGCACACUCCUUACCCUCCCCCAAGCCUCACACCCUGCAGGGGAUUAUUUGCAGGAUGUGAAAAAUGAAACUAGGGGCCAUCAUGAAAGCACUGGGUUGAAAUCUUCCAGAGAUUGACCUUGUCAUUUACUUGUCUUAAACAUUUAAAAUAGAACUUGUAAUCUGUCAUCUUUACAAUAAGAAUGAAUUCUAUUGACUAAUAAACAGAGGUAAGGUUAGGGCCUUAUGUGUUAAGCAUAAGAUUCUAUUGUUGGAGAAUGUAAAGUAAAUGGGGCCUCUUUCAUAGGAAUGUGUUCUAUUCA
Messenger RNA from Peromyscus californicus insignis, 12971 nucleotides. It is a transcript of the gene Dsel, whose product is annotated as dermatan sulfate epimerase like. The record is from RefSeq and is a predicted model, not a curated record. Bases 957 to 4580 code for a protein of 1207 amino acids. The transcript is spliced from 3 exons. Gene Ontology annotation, molecular function: sulfotransferase activity; chondroitin-glucuronate 5-epimerase activity. Lineage: Eukaryota; Metazoa; Chordata; Mammalia; Rodentia; Cricetidae.